AGGCAGCUCCCAGACAAGCCCGAGAACACGUAUCUCUGCCAGAUCUACAACCUGACGCUCCUCUGCAUGGAGGAUUAUAUUGUUGAGCCCCAAUCGGUGCAGUUCCUGGUGCAGCACGGCUUCGACUUCAACAAGCAGUACUCCCAGGGGAUUCCUUACCACAAGGGCAAUGACAAGGGCAAUGAGAAGCAGACCCAGAGCGUUCGGACUUUUUUUCUGGAGCUUAUACGAGCAAAGAAACCUCUUAUUCUCCAUAACGGCCUGAUCGAUCUGGUCUUCCUGUACCAGUGCUUCUACGCUCACCUCCCAGACAACCUCGGCACCUUCACCGCUGACCUGUCAGAAAUGUUUCCAGCAGGAAUAUAUGACACCAAAUAUGCUUCAGAGUUUGAGACUCGCUUUGUAGCAUCCUAUUUGGAGUAUGCUUACAAGAAGUGCAAGCGAGAGAACUGCAAGCUGAAGGACUCGAGCAGCCAGCAUCUCACCGUUGAGUUCUGCAACUACCCUGCCAACAUGUCCUGUUACAUCGACUAUCGCCACUGUUCCCUGGAAGAAGAAAGCCACAACGUUGGAGGGGGAAAUAAAGUGCCUGCCUAUGGCUGGUGUCCAAAAGGAGUAAAGUGUCCACAGUCUCAUAAUAUUGACCUCAUAAUUGAUGAGGAUGACAGGCUUUGGGAGGAGAAGCGCAAGAAACGGAAGCACAAAUGGAAGCGUCGGAAGAACACAGAAGAGCCUGCAAAGGCGUUUGAAGAGGAAAGCUCAGGGAAAGAAAUGGAGCUAGCUCAGAAUGGGGAGGAGGGACCGCCCCGAAAACAGAGCUGCUAUGAACCUGCAGCUGCUACAGAGCUGGCAGAGCUCACACCCAACAGUGAGGGCAGGCCACUGGAGGAGAGCUCCACAGACAUGGAACCAGAGGUCAGCUCAGACACCAGCACACAACGGGAAGAGGAUCUGGGGAGCACUGAAGGAACUGCUGCACAGGUAGCAGCUGCUGUGAGCCCUUCCGCCAAGGGAAAUGCCUCUGACAGUGACCAAGCGGAGGGGAAGUCAGAAGUUUGUGCUGGGGUGGGCUCAGUCAAUCACCCAAACAUCUCUCAGACUGAAGCAGCAUGUGCUGCAGAAAAGGAAAAGGAAACCAAUGGUCCACCUUCGCAGGGGGGCACACACCGAGCUGGCUUUGAUGCAUUCAUGACUGGCUAUAUCAUGGCUUAUGUCUGGAUGCUCAAGAAAGGAAAAGACUUGGAUCCUGGUGCAGGGCCUUGGUUGCCAGACUGCCAUAAUAAACUGUACCUCAGUGGAAAAUCAGUGCCACUUCAAAUAGUGAAGAGCUUGUUUUCUAAAUCUUCCAAAGCUCACAGCCAGAAGAUGAAGUUGGCCUGGGCCAGUGGAUAGAGCUAGAGGACUUGCUGAACUGGGCUUUUUUUUUCCCCCCUCACAUUUUGAAGUUCUUUAUUCCGUCAAGAACUGACCAGAAGGGGAGCAAGUUUCUUAUCCUUGUUUUUGUUUUAACUUCUGACGGAUUAAAUUGCACUCAAUUGGA
Molecule: messenger RNA, 1540 nt
Organism: Cariama cristata (Red-legged seriema)
Lineage: Eukaryota; Metazoa; Chordata; Aves; Cariamiformes; Cariamidae
Gene: TOE1
Product: target of EGR1, member 1 (nuclear)
Exons: 5
Biological process (GO): snRNA 3'-end processing
Cellular component (GO): Cajal body; cytoplasm
Molecular function (GO): 3'-5'-RNA exonuclease activity; snRNA binding
Source: RefSeq, a predicted model, not a curated record